Molecule: messenger RNA, 2022 nt
Organism: Salvia hispanica
Lineage: Eukaryota; Viridiplantae; Streptophyta; Magnoliopsida; Lamiales; Lamiaceae
Source: RefSeq, a predicted model, not a curated record
UCAGGGACUGACCAACAUCUCUCUCGCAAUUUUCUUUCACUUUCAAAACCCCUCUUUGUCUGCAUUCCAAAUUUUGGGAAUUCCAUUUUAUUGUUUCCAUCGAGCACUUUUCCAUCUCCCGUCCGCUAGUUGCUGAGUGUAUUCCCGAUGUCCCUUGUUACAUAGUAUCCGGAAGAAUCCCCCCUUUCAUCAGUAGGAUGAGUAGAAUAUCCGUAGGUCAUUUGCGUCCUAGACCUCGCUCGGUAACGGAAACUUUGAGAAGAUGCAGGAAUGAUGACAAAGCUGAUAAAGUUAUACUGAUAGACGUCGAUUCUGAAAUUAGUGACAAUGUUGUUAUCCUUGACACUCCUGAAUCUUUGCCAAAAAGAAAUAAAGAGUCGGGCAUGCUCAAGAAAGAUGAGAAGUGGUCAUUCAAGAAUGUAAUAAACAUUGAUGAUGACGACGACGAUGAUGAUGUACCUGAUGGUAGCUACCAGUUUGGUGCAAACAAUGUUGGUUUUUCUGCUAGCACCUCUUUAAAUAGAGAAAAUUUUCGUGUCGCUGAGGAUUUUGCAGAUUUCACAGAUCCUUCUGAUGAAGAAGACUGCCAAAAUGUUCAAGACAGUGCUACACCAGUUAAGUUAUCAAAAUGCAAGCGCACGUAUUCUGGGAAAGAUUCCACAAGUAACCGCUAUGGUUUGGAUACUGAUUCAGAGUGCGAGUUAUCUGGAAAUGAAUAUCCUGACUGUGAAGUAGUGGAAGAUUUUUCCGGUAAGAUUCAAGAGUUGUGGGAAAGAGCUGUCUCCAGGAGAAAGAAAGAUAUUCGCAAUGUUCAUUCGGGUAUUAGGGGUCAUGAUAGUACAACAAGUUGUACUGACAAGGACCUCCAAAAUGCUGAAUCAGAAGUAGCAACCAGGCACCAUGACCAUGAUGAGCCCUCAGUUUUUCACACUGCUGGGAAAUCCAAUAGCAGAAACUAUGGUUCUCCCCCGGUUAGAAUAGAAACGGAUUUUGCUUUCACCCAUUUUUCUGAUAAUGCUGUAAAUGAUCAAGAAUGCCGUGCAAAUGGGAAAUCUAAAUCACAAGUGAAAUUCCGUCCUUCAUUCCAUUACCCGGAUUGUGAACCAGGAAGUUCCCGCCGGCACAUGGAAAGAAGGAAAGAUCCAGCUUCAUCUAACUCUUCUUUCCAAGAGGAGCCAAAUGAGAAAUCCAAUAAUCCUACAUCUACUGCAGGGAACAAGGUAAAUUCUAAAGAGGAGAAUGAAGAUGGUCAGGUGCACAUGAGUAUCGUAUGCAGUUUGCCUCCUGAGGAUGACUGUUUAAUUAGUGAACGUGAAAAGCUCAAGGAAACAGAUGAAUACAAAAGGGCAAUGGAGGAAGAAUGGGCUUCCCGACAGCAAGCACUGCAGAUCCAGGCCGAAGAAGCGCAACGUGAACGUCGAUUGCGGAAGAGAAAAAAAGCUGAAAGCAUGCGUAUGCUGGAAAUGGAAAGAAGACAGAAGCAACGCUUAGAGGAAAUGCGGAGUAUUAAGCAGAAGGAUGAGGAAAAUAUGAACUUGAAAGAUACAAUUCGCGCUGAAGUCCGAAAUCAGCUGAAGCAAAUUGAAGUUGGGUGCCAAAGUAUGGCUUCGCUAUUGCAUUUGUUGGGAAUCAUGGUAGGGAGUUGGCCAAAUCCAUCCCCACAAGAGGUACAUGCAGCUUACAAAAAAGCCUUGCUGACCUUUCAUCCAGAUCGAGCCUCACGAUCUGAUGAUAUUCACAAGCUGGUUGAAGCUGAAGAGAAGUUUAAGUUUAUCAAUCGCAUGAAGGAGAAAUUCCCUCCUCCUUUGUGACAGUUGAUUAAGUUUCAGUCUUGUUAAGAUUUUAGUAGUCAAUCUAGCUCUUACAAGGUGGAAAAAAAUACUAUUGAUAGUUGAGAUUAAUAUCAUCUUGCAUCCUCAGGUGAUCUUUUUCCGUAUAUAGUAAUUUUCCCGUAAUAACUUUGUGAGCAAGUCAGUUAUGCCUGGAUAAUGUAGUGGAAAAUAGAAGUAGUUGUUUUGAUUA